Molecule: messenger RNA, 1176 nt
Organism: Rhodofomes roseus
Lineage: Eukaryota; Fungi; Basidiomycota; Agaricomycetes; Polyporales; Fomitopsidaceae
Exons: 5
Coding region: 13-855 (280 amino acids)
Biological process (GO): regulation of DNA-templated transcription
Cellular component (GO): nucleus; chromatin
Molecular function (GO): DNA binding
Source: RefSeq, a predicted model, not a curated record
GUGACUGAUGGAAUGGGCGUACGGGUCCCCGCCGAGACCGAGUGCAGUCCUGAGACUCGUGCUCGUCGCUGCUCGUCGACCUGCGGACGUCCAUCGUCCUGGCACGGCUGCAUCGCUCGUUCGCGCAGCCAGCUCACCCAUUCCGUGCCCGGACGUCGUCGUGACUUAUCGCGCCGGCUGAGGAACGUCGAUUGGCAUCCCAUCAAACACACCCUGACUAACAAAGUCCGCCGAAAGAACAGCUAUUUCGUUCCUGGCCAGAUAAUAAUCACUCUUUUCGGGAAUAUUGCACGCGAGAGAACUCUAUUAGGGGAAAUACUCGUUAAAACGAGGGCACUGAACACCUUUCGCGCUUCCCUCUUCCCCUCAUCCCGCCUACCGUCCCCCGCCUCUGCACAACCUCUCCCCACCAUGCCGGACUCGCCUUCGCGUGAGGACCCCGCCGAGGACAAGAAGGACGAGCUCGAGGACAAUGGCGGCGAGCCAGAGACUGCUGAAGUCGAAGCAUCGGCCGAGUCUGCACAACCCGCCAAGCGUGGACGAGGGCGUCCACGAGGUUCGAAGAACAAGAAGACUAUUGCUGCAGAGGCUGCCCGGGCUGCAGGCAGCUCAACAGCAGGCGGGUCGUCUGAUCCUCCAGUGAAGCGACCAAGGGGCCGUCCGCGCAAGAGACCUGCGGAGGACGAGGCACCAUCGGAGCCGAAACCGAAGCGUAAACGAGGCAGACCACCCAAGAACAAGCCCGCUGAGGCUCCAGCAGAAGCAGAGGGUGAUGAGGGUGAGCCGGAGGCCGCGGCGCCGAGCGAACCGCCCAAGAAGAAGAGGGGACGACCGCCCAAGAAUGCCAGCUCCUGAGUAGCUGAGUUACAGCCCGACCACGCCUCGCACGACCUGUCCGCGGACAGAGAUAUCCCCUCGACGACGACUAUCCUACCCAUCGAGCGAUCGCCUCACGACACGCCACGCUACGACCUAUCCCCCGCUCCGUAUUCUCCACCCUUGAUGCUAUUUCUUAUUGGCCUGUUAUGCUACGGUCACCUUCGCUACUGUUUUCGGUUUUCCUCUUGUCGGCUAUGUUGAAGAACGAUAAAUUCCCGUGUAUCCGGAUCUCAGAGAAUGCAUACCCGCCUGCCCACACCGGCUCGGGCAGUUGCAAUCAACAACGCUUCCCAUGGA